Messenger RNA from Ectocarpus sp. CCAP 1310/34, 2829 nucleotides. Lineage: Eukaryota; Phaeophyceae; Ectocarpales; Ectocarpaceae. The record is from the annotation of a GenBank genome assembly.
AUGCCUCUUGGUCCAGCAGGGAACAUCAUGAGUCGGAACGGCCAUGAUGGAGGCGAGCUGCCCCCCAGAUCGAAGCCGACCGCGGCACCAGCAUCGCCACCAAAAAGUAGUUACCCUUCCCGCGAGGAAAGGCUGACGCUUGUAGACCGACGACCUCGCUCAUCAAAUCGUUGCACACCGGAUACCGAAGGUAGUAGAGGCCUUGCGGUCGACAAAAUGACACUUGGCCGAUCGUUUCUGACCCGGACAUUUCCGGAGGGAACGAUAAGUAGGGCGGAGCGGGAACGGAGCGAGUCCAACGACCACCACCGGGAAGAAGAGGGCAUGGCAGCGUCGACGGGUGCUUUGAGGCGAGCUUCUGUUGAGCUCCAGAGACAUGUGGACGAAGUGAUGGGUAUGGUGUGUAGGCUCCACAGCCGGCUCUCUGACGCGGCCUGCUGGACGAAGAACUUGCAGGAAGACACUCGAGCGUCCAGGCGAAAGGUCGCCGAUCUGAUAGACCAGGUGCAACAUCUGUCUGAAGGAACGCUGCUGCCCAUCACCGGCACCCAUGAAUCGUGGCUACGGAUCAUCUCGGGCACCGACACGCAUGAUCCCGGCAGCCACAUUGGCCAGCCAGCAGCGACAAGACUUUCUCGCCGCAACGAUGCAGAAAGAGACGACGAUCGCUUUGAACCUAACGGUGAUGUUGGAGUGAGAGGCCAAGAGAUAAACGGAAGCACUAUCAGCGAAACAUGCGAGGGUAGGAUAUCUCGAGACGUCUCGCCUUUGGCGUCUCGCCCCGGCUCACCCGCAUCGUGGCGGUCUAGUUCGGCUUCAGUUUCGUCUCAGUCUGGCAGCAAGUCGCGAUCAUCUAGACCUGGGUCGCCUUUCUCGCAAGAGAGUUGUUGCGGCAGCAUGGCCCCGAUGUAUUCUCCUGCUUUUCCCGCUGCCGCGUCUGCAGCUGCCGCUACCGUCGACCGUGCCGCUGUUGAAGUCGAUGCUGACACGGGUGUCGGUGGUGAAACGGGUACGGCAGCGGAGAUCGACGAGGGGAAGUAUUGUCCUGGAGACCGUGGUGGCGAUGGCACUAGUUCUACUCGCCAGAGAAGAGAGACUAAAGCAAUGGGCUCCAAAGAAUCCGAAACGAAUAUCGGGAAGGGUCGUGAGCAACGGACGCUGGCGCGUCGUGAUGACGGAAAGCUGGCCGCUAACAUUGCAACACGCGGCGUCGAGAGAAUUGGGGACGUGUCCGAGCAACGCGGAGCAGCGGCGCAGCAGCUGCCCAAAGUUAUCUACGGGAGCAAGAGGAGGGGGAAACGACGAUCGAGGUCGAGAAGGAGACGGGUGGAGUCAACUGCCGACGCCAUCGAUGACGGUGGUGACAGGGACGGCGGCGGCAGGGGCAGCGACACAAAGGGAGGCCGAGAGACUGCGCAAGCCUUGUCAACCCCAAGCAGCCCUCGAAAUGAUGGUGGUGGCGGCACGAGCUCACUUUCGUCCCCGCCCAGCGGUAGGGACAAUCAGCGCGAACGAGGAGUGUCGCCGUCCUCGAGAUCUGGCAGUCCACCGCGCGGACGCCGUCACCGUCGGGGUAGAAGGGCUAAACGACGCGAUCGGGGUGACGGCAGCACCAACAACGACAGGAGGGUCGAACGGCAAGCGGGGGUCGAAAUAGCCGUGGCAUCCAAGGCGGGGGAGAAGAAGGAGGCUGUUCGUGAUGGUGACGGUGGAGGUGCUGGUGAUGGCAGGUGCGACAAGGACAAUAGUCUGGCCGAGGAAGGCGUGUUAGCGGAGGACGGCGUCGGCCCGGACCCGACGGAAGCCGGGUACAUGCUUCAGACUCUCGCUGGACUAUCUAAAACGCUGCGGCGACUGAGUUGUGCGGAGGACAACACAUUAGUCCCUGGCAACCCUGAUCCCGUACGUACUGCAGAAGAGGUGGGAGGUGACGGAGGACGGGGCGAUAUCCUUCCCGCGUGUGAACGCUGCGUAGUUCUCUCUGAGAGCUUGGAAUCCUUGCGCGAGCGGGCCCGGGCACAGGAGCGUCUCCUGGAACAUUCUGAGAAACUUCUGACGGCGGCCACGACGACAGCGGCGUCAUUUGACGCCCGUAUACACUCAGCGGGGCAACGAGAUGAGUCGUGUCCGACCGCAGACGCUGGUGGCGACGGCCCGAUAGCAUUAGGCCCUGGAGCGUCAGCAGACCCAACAACCCCAACCGGCGUUGCAGCGGAUGUUGCACCCGUAGGCCAAGUAGAGCCUGCCAUCAGGCCCGCGGAGAACGAAGACGUUCCGCGGGACGAACAGCAGCCUGAGGAGGGCAGUGAACACCACGAAUCAGCAGCAAGGGCGGGAGACGAGCACGGGGGGGCACGCGGAGCGGACGAAGAAAAUGAGGAACUUCUCGCCGCUGCCGAGGAGGUCUGGAGAGUGUCGGAGAUGGCGCGGAAUGUGUUGCAGGGGGAGCUAGAGAGGAAGGACGAAGCUCUGUCCGCUGCGACCAAGACGGCGAGGGAAUCCAAAGAAGCGCUGUCAAAACAGAGGCAAGAAGUGGCUAGGUUGAACGACGCCGUGCGGAACCAGGAGAAGGAGACCGAGAAAUGGAAGGCAGACGCUGAGAGGUCCAUCGCCAAGGAAAAGGACACUCGACGAGCGAUGGAGAGCGCCAAGGUUGCUGCGGCUGAUGUCUUGCGAAGGUCGGGGAGGGAGAGGAAAGCGCUCAUGGGUGAAGUGCACACCCUCAACGAGAAGAUCACAGCCCUUCGAAGUCGCCUGGGGGGCGUACAGACGAGGCGGAACGCGGAAUGCGAGCUGGCAGCGAAAAAGACGGAGGGUGAUGAUAUCUAG